AUGGACCGUGUGCUGGCCACACGAUUCGAGAGCCAUGUGUCGGGUGCUGGAAUUUGGAAGGAAGAUUUUGAGGUCUCGUCGGACCGUUGUGGGUCCGACAUUAGGCCACAGGGGGAGUCUCGGGAUGACAUUCCAGACAAUGACGAGUACCUAGACGAUAAACGCGACAAGAACGUCACUCUCUGA
Penicillium hordei is the source of this 186-nucleotide messenger RNA. RefSeq lists its product as uncharacterized. NCBI's taxonomy places the organism in Eukaryota, Fungi, Ascomycota, Eurotiomycetes, Eurotiales, Aspergillaceae. The transcript has a single exon. The record is from RefSeq and is a predicted model, not a curated record. The coding region runs from base 1 to 186 and encodes 61 amino acids.